GAAAUAAGAAAAGUUUGCUGGUAACAAAAAAACGAAAACUCCUUUUCACUUUUCAACAAAACAGCAUUCUUCAAAUUCACUUAAUAAGGAUAUUAAUAUCUUUUUAUGAAUCACUCCUUAUAGUUAAACAUUUUUGAUAUGUUUUUAUUUCUGUAACACUUUUACUUAAUAUUCUUCUUCAAACUGACUAUUUUGAGCUUUACUGUUAUUUAAUGAAUGUUAAGCAAUAGUUUGAUUUUUGAAUUUCAGAAAAUGAGUUUUUUAUCCCCCUACAUACAGUCACUGUUCUUCUCUUUAAAUACUGGUUUCGACCCUGAACAAAAAUUUAUAAAAGGUAUAUUUCUUGAUACAGAAAGUAUCAGUUCCCUUUUACCUCCUGGAUACAAUGGGUCUCAACAAUGGUAUUCUCAAGCAGUGUCUGAUCUGAGACUGGUAUUCAACGAUGUCAAGAAGAAUUUGACGAAAGAUCUGGUAAAUUCUGGUAUAAAGGAGGGUGUUUUCUCCUGGGCUUUACCAGAUGCUGUCAUGGAGAAUAUUCUGGAACUUUUAUUCUCUGGAAGUGAUCUUGAUCUAAUAGAGUUUAUACUUCUUAUCUCACCCUACCUGGAGAGAUCACUUGGCAAUUUAGUCCAAGCAUUACUAGUAAGUGAAAGUAAUGUUGGAGACCUUGAUGUUUGUCAAGAUAGCUUGAAUCAAAGAACUAGGGUUCAAAUCCCUUCUUUAAUGAAGGAUUUGGUUUGUUUGCCAGAACUAGAACUAUUUCUUGGUGAAACUUUAAUCAGACUACUUCAGAUUCUAGUUGGGUCGCCUUUAUCCCUGAAUGUUAGAAAUCUGGCCUGGCACGGUUUCCUCCAACCUGGAGAAAUCCCUCCGAACCUUCCUCCAGUCAUAGUUUCAUUAAUAGCGUCAAUUGGAGGAGUUAUAAAGGACAAGAGUUUGACAAUAAAUAGUCGAAGCUUGAACAGUAUUGAUAAAAUUCACAAUAUUCAAGAAUCCUUGCCGCAACUCAUUCUUUAUACACAAACAGAGCUGGAAGAGGAGUCAAUGGUGGAAUCUUUGCACCCUGGACAGAAACUUAUUUUACUCAGUAUCCUGGAGAGCUUUCAUGAGAGAAGGAUGUUAAGAUGUUUACUGUUUGCUCUUCCUCUUUUAGAAUCAAUUCUUAGGAGUAAAUUUGUUGCAGUUAACAGCUGUACUAUCAGACUGAUCACAGCUGAAGCAACAGAACUUUAUACAAAGUUUACUGAAAUGUUUAGCCCCAACAUGGAGGAUGGAAAAAGAAAUCUUCUGAUAGAACAUCUAGGAUCUGGGAUUAUGGAACUUUUCAUGGAUUUAUUUGUAUUACCAGAAGGCCCUCGUUUACGGGACAGGAUUAGUCAUGGAGAAGUUGACCUACCUAGCCCGCCUUGCUCUGGUAAAUCAAUCGAUGAAGCAUGUUCCAUAGUUUUACAUCUUAUCCUUAAUGUUCUUCAUAUAGACCAAGAGAAUGGAUUGAAAAAAACAACUUCUAGUAAAUGGACCAAAUUUCUCCACUACAGAUCCCUUUUUCAUCCAAUUUUGAUCCAAAAUCUUGACACAUCCAACCGAUUGGUAGCAACACUCUUCCGAAUAUUUAAAUCACACAAGAUAACAUACAAGUCUCUAACUUGUGACAACAAAGUUUCGACCGAUUCUACAUUUUCACUUGAAGAAAGUUUUAAGGAAGAAAAUUUUGCGGAUUUUUCGAAAUGUCUUCUCGCGCUAAAACCCGCCAUUUUGCAUAGACCACGUGAUGAAAUAGAACUGGUGACAUCUGUUGGUUUAGUUGUUGAUGCAGCUACUUUAACAUCUAAUAACGCUGCUGUCACACUGCAGUACAAAUCAGUAGAUUUUCUGGCCAAAAAAAUGAGAUCCCGGCAGCGAGCAACCUACGGCAGGAUGAUGGAGACGUUCCCAGGUUUGAUCCAGGUCCUCUUCUCUACACUGCAGUUUAUCCAUCUCUUACUUAGAAACCUGAACUCAACAAGUCAUAAACUAUAUUUAAAGAGGUUAAAGAGUCUUCUGACGAACCUCCAGAAUCUGGCCUCCUUGACCUCACUGGAGAAGAAUAAAUGGGAGGUCGUCCUUGUACACAUCAUACAGAUUCAGGAAGUCCUUGAAAUGAAUUCCCCAGAUUAGGGGUACAUUCUGAAGAAGCAUGAUCUCUUUUAGACCUUGUAAGGAACAAGUCUAAUACAGUUGUAUUUCUAUUCUAUUUAAAAACUUAAGAUUCCCAAUACAUAAUGUCCCCCCUUUUAACA
Eurytemora carolleeae is the source of this 2279-nucleotide messenger RNA. RefSeq names its product endoplasmic reticulum membrane-associated RNA degradation protein. The transcript has 17 exons. Lineage: Eukaryota; Metazoa; Arthropoda; Copepoda; Calanoida; Temoridae. Bases 217 to 2157 code for a protein of 646 amino acids. The record is from RefSeq and is a predicted model, not a curated record.